UCAGCCCGUCGGCAAAAAAAAGUGUCACUCCAGCUUGAUCUGAUCGCUCUCCGACUUGCUCCAUUCCGCGCUGGUGGUCUCGAUCUUUCCUCAUCUCUGCCUCAUGCGAUUCUCUCGGUGACACUCAUCUGUCUUCUAGGGAAGUGAAGCUACCCACUUUCUCUAGAAGCCAUCAAUCAUGACUUCCCAAUAUGCGGCGGAGCUCUGUGCGCUCCUGGUCGAGGAUAACUUCGGGGAGCUUUUCGCGCGUAUUUUCUCCACCCUCCAGCGUUAUGAUCGGCUCUCAUUGCCGCGCCUCAAGUUCUACUCGCGUCUCUCGGACCGUCAACUUCGCCAUGGUCUCGCCGCCAUGAUCCAGCAUCACCUGGUGUAUCAUUACACUUCCUACGACGAUGGGGUCACCUACUACCAACCCAAUCUGCAGGCUGCUUACUAUCUUGUACGGUCCGGAAAGAUCCUGGAGUUCAUCCAAGAACGGCUUGGAAAGUAUGCGGCUACGCUUAUGGCGACCAUCAUGUUCCUUGGACACGCCCAAGUGGGCUACCUCGAGACUCUCCCCGAGCUGCAACCCGAACAGCCGAAAACAAAUGGCGUGAACGGAGAAGCCGAAGGAGAAAAGACGGAGGAACAAAUGAAUGGACACGAUGAGCAUUCCGAACAGCCCGCGCUUCUGCAUCCCACACUGAAGGCACUCGCUUCUCAUGGAUAUAUCUUCCGUGUCCGAGACGCACAAUUCCAAAGCUACGCUGACAACGCUUUGGAUGCUGAACGUGCGAUCAAAUCGCGACCAGAUGUCAAGCAGCUGAAGGGAAAGAAGCUCGACGAAACGGUACUGGAAGGGACCGUUACUCUCCUAAAGGAAAGGCUUGAUGGGGACCUGACCCGUGGGCUGAUGCACAAUGGGCUACCCCGGGGCGCCAAGCGGAGGCAUGCGAACGGGUCUAUGGAUGCGCCAAACAAGAGGUCACGAGUGGACUACGCUGCCGACGAAGAUGAGGAAGAAGAGGAGAACGAGUGGUCGGAUGAUGACAUGGGCGGGGAUACAACUCCCAUGGAGUUGGGCAUGGUUGUCCGGGUGAAUUAUGAGAAACUUGACGUUGCCCUCCGGAAUCGACGGUUUCUGGAUCUUGCGGAACUGAGCUCAUCGCCAGCGACCAGGCAGGUCUAUGAGUGUCUCCUCCGACGUAUAGAAUACCAAACCAAGCAAUGCCGCGAUAGUGCCGAGAUACCCCGUGAAGGAGAGGAAGGCGAGCAAUACUCUGUCCCGAUCGCCCUUAGUGCGUUGACAGAAGAAGUCGACCCGCAACUGGAUCUUACAGGCUCCAUUGGUCCCAUGGAGAUUUCACAGCCCGUCAACAGACGUGGGAAGAGGCCCUUGGAGGACAGUGUCAACGGAACUGAUCGUGACGGAUCGGAUGCCCCCAGUCGUACCUACGAAAUUGACCAACAUCUUUCUCUGCUCUCGCAACCUCCCUACAAUUUGACAUCCAAGCGCAUGCUUUCCGGCCUUAUUACCUGGACUGUCGAGUUUCGGCACCUGGCGCGCAAGCUCCGCCAUCUAGAGCUGGAACGAAUGAUCGAAGCGCGAUACGGCGAUGUCGCAUUACGAGUUAUCCGUGUCCUCCAUGCCAAGGGCAAACUGGACGAAAAGCGUCUACAGGAAAUCAGUCUUCUCCCCUUCAAGGAUCUGCGUCAAGUUCUUGCCAGCAUGCAGGCCGGCGGGUUCGUUGAUCUGCAGGAAGUUCCCCGAGAUGCACAGCGCCAGCCCUCACGUACGAUCUACCUCUGGUUCUACGACCCCGACCGUAUCCGAAACAGCAUCCUAGAAGAUACAUACAAAGCUAUGUCUCGGUGUCUGCAACGCCUGCGGUUCGAACGGAACCGGCUUAAGGAAUUCCUGGAGAAGACAGAGCGCAGUGACGUUAAGGGCAACGAGGAACGGUAUUUGUCCCAGGCAGAGUUGACCCUGCUGGACCAGUGGAAAUCCAAAGAGGCCUUGUUGCUUGGGGAAGUGGCCCGAUUGGAUGAGAUGGUCGCGGUCAUGCGAGACUACUGACGAGUUCACAUCCCUCUUAUGGGUGAUGGCAUUGAAAUCCUCCCCCGCCCACCCCCAGCAUUUAUUCUGGCAUGUCCUUGCUUGCUCCAUCCACCUACAAUCAGCAACUAAACUCUUGGCUGAUUUUCGACUUAAAUAUAUACUAUCAACACGGGAGUGACAUUCAUACCCAAUUUCAAAUCGCAAUGAGAACGAGAAAUGGUGGUCUAGAUACAAUAACACUUUGAAAAA
Molecule: messenger RNA, 2287 nt
Organism: Aspergillus ibericus CBS 121593
Lineage: Eukaryota; Fungi; Ascomycota; Eurotiomycetes; Eurotiales; Aspergillaceae
Product: putative DNA directed RNA polymerase III subunit Rpc82
Exons: 4
Coding region: 179-2056 (625 amino acids)
Biological process (GO): DNA-templated transcription
Cellular component (GO): RNA polymerase III complex
Molecular function (GO): single-stranded DNA binding
Source: RefSeq, a predicted model, not a curated record